This is a messenger RNA of Olea europaea var. sylvestris, 1355 nucleotides long. RefSeq names its product serine/threonine-protein kinase-like protein ACR4. Gene Ontology annotation, cellular component: plasma membrane. Gene Ontology annotation, molecular function: protein kinase activity; ATP binding. Gene Ontology annotation, biological process: protein phosphorylation. The record is from RefSeq and is a predicted model, not a curated record. The transcript has a single exon. NCBI's taxonomy places the organism in Eukaryota, Viridiplantae, Streptophyta, Magnoliopsida, Lamiales, Oleaceae. Bases 173 to 1177 code for a protein of 334 amino acids.
UUUAAUUUGUCAAAGUGUACACAUUUUCUUCAAUAAGGUGCCGUCUCUUUCCAACUCCUUUAUCACUCGUUUCGACUCCAUAUAUUACAUAAAUUCGAGUUUCCAAAAUUUUGUUUCAUCACCAGAUUUCUCGAUCAAACCCUCCUCUAAAACAAGAAGAAAGGUCUACAAAAUGAGAUAUGAUGAUCAGAUCAUUAUAAUUUAUGAUUUUCUUUUAGCCUUUCUUUCAAUAUCAAUUAUAAUUCUUGUAGUCCUCUUACUUAUUUUCUGCAAGAAGAAGCCAAUUAAAGCUGAAGAAACUCUCCGGCCUGCAAAACGUUUUGCAUGUUCUUAUUCAUUAAUGGAAAUUGACGCUGCCACGGAACGUUUCAAUGACCGCAGAGUCAUCGGAAAAGGCCACCUCGGAACCGUAUACGCGGCUGUGAUGCCGCCUAAUGGAGAAAUAGUGGCAGUGAAAAGGAUUCAUCCGUGGCUGGUGUUGAAUAAUCCAGGUUUUGGAUUCUCUUCAAAAUUAAAAUGGCUUUCUUUAGCAGAAAACCCCCAUUUAGUACCUGUCCUAGGAUUCUCCGAGGCACCCGGAGAACGAAUUAUAGUAAUGGAAUUUGGAGGUAUGUUGAGUUUGGAUUUCUAUUUGCAUCAAAAUUCCGAUGGAGCGGCGCUUAUGGAUUGGCAACGGAGGUUAAGGAUCGCGGCUGGGGUGGCUCGGGGGAUCGAGUACUUGCAUGAAGUGGUGGCGCCACCUAUAAUUCAUGGUUGCAUAAAGCCAUCAAAUAUAUUGAUUGAUGAAAAGUUUCGUGCCAAAAUAAGUGAUUAUGGGCUAUAUUUCAUGGCAGCUCGUGAAAGGCAAGGCCUUGUGGGGUACGUGGAUGAAGAGUAUUGGUUGGAAAAAAGAGGGGCUUCAAAGGAAAGUGAUAUCUAUGGAUUUGGUGUGGUUUUGUUGGAGCUUUUGAGUGGUAAAAAAAGUGAACAAGGGUUGCUUGUGAAAUGGGCAAUCCCUUUGAUAAAAGGGAUGAAAUUUAGUGAUUUAUUGGACCCUAGACUUGCAAUUCCUUGUGAUAUUAAGCCUCUUGUUAGAUUAGCUAGGGUUGCUUUGGCUUGUGUUGGGAAUUCUAGGAAAAGUAGGGUUUCAAUUGUUCAAGUUGCAACAAUUUUGAACAAUUUAGAGAUUGAGUUAUAAGUUUUUGAGAAAUGAUUUUGUUGUGUAUACCAAUUGGAAAAAUUGGAUUUCCAUCAUUUGUUGAUAACACGUUUAGAAAUUCAAAAUUGUUUAUUUAUGCUUGUAUUUGUAAUAAUUUCUCAAAACGAGAGAUUGUUAAUGACAUGAUCAAUGAAUUAACGAAGUUAGAAUUGUGGUU